This is a messenger RNA of Geodia barretti, 1782 nucleotides long. The record is from the annotation of a GenBank genome assembly. Lineage: Eukaryota; Metazoa; Porifera; Demospongiae; Tetractinellida; Geodiidae.
UUGGUGCGGCUGACGGCGCCGUCCCUCAACGAGGCCGAGAACCUGCGCCACAUCAAGGCCGCCCUGAAUCGCCGGGGCGUGCGCGUGCCGCUGAUCGCCGACAUCCACUUCACCCCCAACGCGGCGCUCAAGGCGGCGGAGUACGUGGAGAAGGUGCGCAUCAACCCCGGCAACUACGCCGACAAGAAGAAGUUCGCCGAGCGCGAGUAUACCGACAGCGAAUACGAGGCCGAGCUCGAACGCAUCGAGCAGCGCUUCAGGCCGCUGGUGCUGAAGCUCAAGCAGUACGGCGUCGCCAUGCGCAUCGGCACCAACCACGGCUCGCUGUCCGACCGCAUCAUGAAUCGCUUCGGCGACACGCCGCAGGGCAUGGUCGAAUCGGCCCUGGAGCAUACCCGGCUGCUGGCGGCCCGGAUGGACGAGGAGGGCAUGGAUUACCCCUUCCACCUCGGCGUCACCGAGGCGGGCGACGGCGUGGAAGGCCGGGUGAAGUCGGCCAUCGGCAUUGGCGCGCUGUUGGAGGACGGCAUCGGCGACACCAUCCGCGUGUCGCUCACCGAGGACGCGGUCUGCGAGCUCCCGGCGGCCUACGCCAUCGCAGCGCCGUAUAAUCGCCGCCAAACGCGCGCCGAGUCCGACACCCCCCUCUCUCUGGGAGGGGGUAGGGGGAGGGAACUUUUCGACGAACGCCGCAAUCCAUACGGCUACGACCGGCGCUUCAGCCACGAGAUCGGCCUCGGCAGCCUUGCCAUGGGCGGCGGCCAGCCGGUGCGUGUCGAAUUGGCGACCACCGUCUCCGUGACCGACCUUGACGGCACCCUGGCCCAGAUCGACGCGCUGACCGUUCCGGCGCAACCCAACGAUCCGCGGUUGCGGCAAAACCCCGAAACGCCGUUGCUAUCGCUGUGCGUGCCGCUGGCCGACCUCGCCGACGUGCCGCCGCUUGCCGGGCUGGUCAAAAUCGUGACCGCGCCGCCGUGCGAGGACGACCCGGCCGUUUGGGACCAGCAUGUACGGCGAGCCCUCAUGGGGUCGCAACAGCACGGGACCGCCCUCGAAUGGCGCCUGAGCCCGGCGUCCGUUCCGCCGUUCAUCCGCGACCCGCACGGCUCCACCCUGGCCGGACUGGCCCACACCGCCGGCCGCCUUGCCGAGCUUGCCAGCCUGUUCCAGCCCUGCCCGGUUGUGUUCUCCCUCGACGUACCCGGAGCCGCUGCCGGCCUAUCGCUAUCUGGCCGCCCACCUCGACGCCCAUGGCCACGCCUGCCCCUUGCACCUGAAGACCACGCUGCACGGCCGCGACGGUCUGAUGUACCAAGCCGCAUCCAACUCGGCGCCCUGCUGUGCGACGGCUUUGGCGACAGCAUCCAGAUCGACAGCGCCGCCGCGCCGGCCGAGGCCGUGCGCCUCAGCUACACCAUCCUGCAGGCCGCCCGCCUGCGCAUGUCCAAGACCGAGUUCAUCUCCUGCCCGUCCUGUGGACGCACGCUGUUCAACCUGCAAACCACCACCGAGCGCAUCAAGUCGCGCAUGUCCCACCUCAAGGACGUCAAAAUCGCCAUCAUGGGCUGCAUCGUCAACGGCCCCGGCGAAAUGGCCGACGCCGACUUCGGCUACGUCGGCUCCGGCCCCGGCAAGAUCAGCCUCUACGUCGGCAAGGAAUGCGUCGAGCGCAACAUCCCCUCCGACCAAGCCGAAGAGCGGCUGCUCCAGCUCAUCAAGGACCACGGCAAGUGGGUGGAUGGCCGUCUGAAAUCACCCAAUGGAGGGCUGGAGGAGUAG